GGCUCAGCGCCCGCCCCCGCCGCGCUCCGCCCCCGCCGGGCGGCCUGCAGGCGCCGGCCCUGCCUGCCGGGGACCGUGCAACAGCGCAGGGGCCGAUCCGGGGGGCGGAUUGGGGCCGGGGGGCCCUGCCGGUUGAAAAGAUGGGAAAUGCAGAAAGCAAUACCUAUCAGAAUCAUCUUUCCAGAUUUCUUCCUGAGGAGCAGUCUGACAUUGAUGGAGUAUUUGAUACUUUAUCAGGAUGGAGUGGCUCAGCUGGAGCGAAAAAUGGCAAAGCUACAAAGAAAACUGUGACUCUGGCAGCACUACAGGCGUAUAUGCGGGAGCCAUUACCAGAGCAAAUGACUGUUCGGUUAUACAACGGAAUGAAAAGUAUUGACCUGACUGGGAAAUCGUCUGGGCUGAGUGAACCGAUUGCUAAGCAGCAGUUUGUAAUUUUUAUGUCAAACCUCUUAAAAGGGAAUGCAGAUGAGAAGAUUACCAUAAUAAUGAGAAUGAUUUCCAAGACAGAAGGGCCUGUGAAGGGCAAACAAAUCCAAGAGUUCACAGAGGAUCUGAUCGCAUCUGUAGUCCAUGUACUGAGCUACAGGAAAGAACUGAAAGGUUGGAGUUUGGAGAAUACUAGGGAAUCUGCAAGUGGCGUAAAGGCUCUGGCUUCUCAGCUGAUAUCAGAAUUGAAGCUUGCAGAUGGGACAAAACCUGUGGGUCUUCAGCUGAUGGAGACAAGUUUUGAUCAAAGUGUCAUUGAGGACUGGGUUUACCGAAUUCCACAGAUCUCCAUUUUCCUCAGUGUUGUUAUCAGGCAAGGCCUCCAUGUUCUGCAUUCUGUCCCAGACCAAACCAAAGACAUAGUCAACCUGGUUCCAGGCUGCAGAGGCAUCAAAGGAAGAGGACUUGUCAGUCUCUUUGACAUUCCAGCCGUCAUAUACAUCAACUCCCAUCUACCUGCAGAGCUACAGCACAAGUGGCAGCUUAUAUUUUCUUCUAAGCUUCAUGGAGAAAGCUUUUCACAGUUAUGUGGGCAUAUAGUGAACAAAGGACCUUGCAUAGUGAUCUUAAAGGACUUAGAUGGUUAUAUCUUUGGUGGGUUUGCGUCUCACUCCUGGGAGGUGAAGCCACAGUUCCAAGGUGACAACAGAUGCUUUCUGUUUUCUGUUUUCCCCUCUCUUGCUGUAUACACAUACACAGGGUACAAUGACCACUACAUGUAUUUGAACCAUGGCCAACAAACAAUGCCGAAUGGACUUGGUAUGGGUGGACAACACGGAUACUUUGGACUCUGGAUAGACAGUGACUAUGGGAAGGGACACAGUAAAGCAAAACCUCGAUGUACCACCUACAACAGUCCCCAGCUGUCAGCAAAAGAGGAUUUUGCGCUGGAUGCCAUGGAAGUCUGGGCAGUGGGAGACCUCCCUGAAAGCGCAGGGGCCAAAGGUAAGAAGAGUAUUCUGGAUGUAGAUCCUGAGACUCAGGCCUUAUUAGAAAUGGCUGGAAAAAGUCGUCACAGCGAAGGUCUACGAGAACCCAUUGAAGAGGAUGAGGAUGACAAUAAUUAAGGAUUCAAAGUAACAUGAAAAACCUUUUUAUUUUUUGCUCCUCAGUGUUAAUGUUCCUUGGACAGGAUAUGUUUUCUUUACUUUUGUACCUUACCUUUACCUAAUUAUCUGGGAUGAAGCUUAAGCCUCAUACUUACGUAAUAUUUAGGUCCAAUGCAAUAGCCUGCCUGAAGGGUUUUGUUUGGGGAGGACAGAAAAAUUAACUAGGUACUUUAUCAUUAGACAUCUCUAAGUUCUAGCUGAAUAUGAAUUUGCCAGCAUUCCUGAUAGAUCCUCUCUGCAUACAAAAUUAAAAACAACAGAAGUUACUGACAGUAAGGCUUGGAGAAUUUAUAUAUAUUUAUAUAAAGAGUGCUCGAAACACUGAUUAAGGCUCUUAUACCUCAGCUGCGCAUAUUUAUUUGCAUGCAAUGAAAUUAGUCUAUGAAGUCUGCAAAUUGUAAUGAUGUCUUACAUUGGUAAACAUAGAGUAGUCCACGUGAUUCCAAAUGUAGGAUGCUAUUAAUUUGCAUUGCUCCAGUUAAGCAUUAAAUGUCAUGUUUUCUGUCAGAUUUUUAGCAAGUAACUCUAUACGGGCUGUAAGAUGAUCAGAACACUACGUAUACAGCAUCCAGUUUUAUAAUACUACACUACACUUUAGUGCAUUUUACUUAAGAUGUUUCUGCAGAAAUUUGCCUAUUGCUUUUUAAAUUUAGUAGAGCAGAACCAUUGGAAUCAUUUAGCCAUAUUUAUCCUAAGAAUGGGCAAUACCUCCGGCAGAAAUUCCUUAGGGAACUUGCCUUCUUUAGUAGCCUCACUUGAGACUGGAGUAAAAGAUAGGGCUGUAAAAAGGAUUAAGUAAGAAGCAUCCACAGUUAAUUGGGAAUCGUAUCUGCAGAUACCUUGUAAAAAAAAAAAAAAAAAAAUCAGGGUUAUGCCUGUAACACGUUUAAAGACAACUGCUGUACACUUUAUUUCCACGUAAUUAAUCAUUACUAUAUUAUAGGGAAAAAAAAUGCCCGCAAUGUGAAAUGUAGUCAGUUGGGGUUUUUGCUCUGUUUUGUUGGCUGUUUGUCAAUCAGGACCAGUUUUGUCAGGUCUCUUAUACUCAGGGCUUUUUCUACUUGAAUCUGUUCACAUUUAUCAGUAAUUAUUAGUUUAACCUUGCUAAUUCUACAUGUCAUUAACUUGCCAAAAGUUAUCCUAAUUUCUACCAGGGACUUGGAUUUCUAACUCAGCAAAUUGUGUUUGGUUAUUAGUGUGUAUGAUUGUCAGCCUUUCUCUUCCUAAGGGAAAGGACUGUAUCAAAUCUCCUUUGUCUUAGCAUAGGUUUGUCUUCUGUGCAGCUUAGAGAAAAAAAUGUGUUGUAGGUCUGUAAAAUUACUGUGAUUCCUGAUCAUGUGACCUUCCUUCAACUUCUUUCCAUUAAUGUUUUCUUGUAUGGUGCCUUUUUUUUCCCCCCACCCGAUUGUUUUUCAUAGGAAGCCAGAUUUGAAUACUCUGAAUAAUCUGCACUUGUGCCUUAAUGUAGAUCCCAUUUUUAAAAAAAAAUAUUAAACAAUCUGAAUUUAGCCUUGAAAGGAGAGCAUGAAGCAAUUGCUCCAGCCAGACAUCCUAGCACCCAACUGUGCGUUUUGUGUGCUACCUGAGCUAGUAAUUGGGGCAUUUAUGCUAUCUGUUCCAGUACCGAGUAUGCUGUGAAAAGCCUGAGCUAACGUCCUUUUAUCUUGCAUUUGCUUAAAUAAACCAGAUAGUCUGCCAAGUUUGUAACACACAGAAAAAAAUGUAAGCAUUAAAACAAUUACACUGAUACUUUUAUAUAAUUUUCUUCUCUGUAUAUUUUAAUAAGGAUUUUAAAUGGUACAAAGUAGGGAGUGCUAUAUAGACAGCAAGUCAGUACAUGAUGCUCUCUGUAAGCAUGGUGAUGCUGGCUUUUGUUUUAACAUUGUCAAACUCCCACCGUAAGUCUCAGAGAAAUUCUCCGCUUCAGUACUGACUAAACAUACUAGAUACUUGAAGUGGAUGGCAUACAGGAUUGAGACAUAGCUGAAUUUCUGCAGUUACACAUAAAAUAAACAGCUAGACUUCCCUUUCCUUCCAUUACAAGGCAGAGACUUUUCUUUGAGGACUGAAACCAUUUUCAAGGAUUUUAUAAAAAUAGCGAGCAGACCCCUUUGCAGACUGUAUCUGGGGAGGGUGAAUUGCACAAAGCUACUCUUCACCAGAAAUAUUUCAGUGGCCAGCUUUUAUUUGAUUUAAAGUAAGUAUCAGUAUAGCUAGUUCUUUCUAGACUGUGAAUCUGAAAUGUAAUUCAGUUUAACCAUAGUCUUGUGAAGAUCAGCAUAGCAUUUUGAGCUCUGAAAUUGCGUCUUUUGAGAGGUUUGUCUUGGAGACUCUUCAUCUUCAUUUUGAAGUGAAGAUGUUAAGCUGGGGCAAGAAGAAAACUGACACCAUGACGCUUUUAGCAAGUGUAUCAGUGAAGCAUUAUUUACUAGGACACUACUGAUCCAACCACCAGAUGGGAUUAUUCAGCAUUGUUCUUUAAAUGUAAAAGAUUGGCUUGGAAGAGACUCAACUUUCUUUUUUUUCCUGAACCUAAUGAUUAAGCAAUCUGUGCUUAGUGUUCAUGCAUCUAAAAAUGCCCAGAAAGCAUUUGUCAGCAGUGGGCUUAGCUAUGAUCUAAACAUCUCUCAAUCGCUUUUAUGCAGCUGUUGAUCCAACUGCAAAGCUUAACUUCCCUGCUAUGUGCAUGAGUCAUCUUUAUUCUCAUGCGCUUGUGAAAGUGUGUCCCUUCCCCAUUAAAUCCACUCACCACCGUGCAUCAGAUCACGCCAGCCUUCCACUUUGCUCCUGUUAGUCACAUAGGUACAGAAAAAUCACUGCAGUGUUUGGCAGAAGCUGACAGCCGAGGGUGGGCGCUUAGAGCCCUCUACUCUUUGUUUGACAUCUCCCCACAGCUUCCUUGAGUGUCCUGCUGAAUCCAGGCUAGAUAUCUGGGAACCUAGAAACACUAUACGUUGACUAUAAGAAGUGCUAGUGAAGGCAGGUCUUUUCCAUUCUUCUGUUUAAUAUAAAAGGACGGGUCUAAAUCAAGAAUCUCAUUCAGAUACUUGUUACUAACAUUUUUAAAUGUAGAUUUUAUUAAUAAAAAUCAUUUUGAUUUAAAUAAAUAAAAUUUUAGUUUAUGCACAACA
Molecule: messenger RNA, 4726 nt
Organism: Falco peregrinus (peregrine falcon)
Lineage: Eukaryota; Metazoa; Chordata; Aves; Falconiformes; Falconidae
Gene: MEAK7
Product: MTOR associated protein, eak-7 homolog
Exons: 8
Coding region: 141-1553 (470 amino acids)
Biological process (GO): TOR signaling
Source: RefSeq, a predicted model, not a curated record